AUGUUCUUCGAUCCAUUUGACAAUAUUGUCCAUGAGGUUGGAUUGCUAUUGGGAAAGCCAGACGACCAGAUGAGGCUGUUAUUAAUCUUACUAGGAUCAUACCCUAUUGGGUAUGUCUUCAGGUUCCUCAGAGGAAGAAAUCUUAGGCAUUUCUACUCUAUUUUCCUUGGAGUUAUCCUGCAUCUUUUCAUGUUCAGAGACGGUGUCGUACACUUUUGGGGACUCGGAAUCGUAGUGUACUUGAUCUUGACAGUGAUGAAAAAGAAGAGCUUACCAUGGGUAGUGUUUAUCGUUUGCCUGACUCAUCUCUCAGCCAUGCACUUGUAUAGAAUGCUGUUCGAUUUUGGUAAUUGGUCUUUGGACGCAACUACAUUCUUGAUGCCACUUAUUUCAAGACUCUCGUCUUUAGGAUUCGUUUACUCAGAUGGAUCCAAGGACGAGAAGGAUCUUACUGAAGAACAAAUGGAAAGAAGGAUUGUAGACAAGCCAAGCAUAGUAGAGAUGCUUAGCUACAUUUCGUUUCCAGUGGCAGGAAUGUGUGGACCAUUCUUCGAGUUUAGAGAUUUCAGAGACUUCAUGGAGGAGAAAGGAAGAUAUAAGCACAUUCCAUCUAGCUCCAGCUUCGUAUGGAAGAAGAUGCUUGAGGGUGUUAUAGUCUUAGCAUUAGCAGUAAAGCUUCCGACAAUAUGUGAUCCCUAUGAAUUAGAGUCUGAUUGGUUCUUCGAUAUGCCCUACCUUCAUCAAUAUGUAUACUGGAUGAUUGCAUGAUUUGCAUACAGGACAACAUAUUUCGUUGCUUGGGUUAUCAAUGAUGGUGGUUUAGCUCUCUCCGGUCUCUCCUACUCCGGUACCACACCUCAAGGCCAGCCCAAGUUCGACCGAAUCGUCAGUGUCAACAUCAUCCAACUCGAAGCGUGCACUGUGCCACGUGAAGGAGUCAGACACUGGAACAGCAUGACUGCAGAGUGGCUUAGACACUACGUGUACGAGCGGGUCAGACCUAGAAACGGGGGAGACGCUACAAUGGCAACAAUGGGCACGAACUUGGUGUCAGCAUUCUGGCAUGGGUUCUAUCCAACUUACUACAACACGUUCUUCUUUUUGGCAAUCAUUGCAGAAAUCGGAAAGGACGUAUACAGGCUACGACAUUUGUUUUCCUUUAUUCCAGGACCUAUCAGUGCAGUGAUCAGGAACCUUUUGAUUAUGACUUCUCUGAAUUAUUUUGCUACAGGAAUGAUUUUGCUUGAGUUCAAGAAGGCGAUGAAGUACUACGCUAAAUACAACUUCUUCUGGCAUCUGAUGAUCCUUGGUACCUUUGUUGUCUUCAGAUUUGCGCUACUGCCAACCUUCAAGAAAAGAAGCAAGAAGGAUAAUGGGACAAAAGGAGAAGAUAAGAGCGAGAAAGCAAAGUUAAAGAAGGAAUAAUAC
This is a messenger RNA of Moneuplotes crassus, 1428 nucleotides long. Lineage: Eukaryota; Ciliophora; Spirotrichea; Euplotida; Euplotidae. The record is from the annotation of a GenBank genome assembly.